Messenger RNA from Acanthosepion pharaonis, 666 nucleotides. The record is from the annotation of a GenBank genome assembly. Lineage: Eukaryota; Metazoa; Mollusca; Cephalopoda; Sepiida; Sepiidae.
AUGCUUCAAGAUUUUCAACUUCUUCAAAAAAGGGUGGCACGAGUUCUACCCUUAAUUAUUCCACAGUCUUCAGCGAAUACAACGGAACAAGCAAAAAAUCAAAACAUUCCAGCUUCUUCGGAGGAGAGCAUACUUUCUGAUUGGACAGACAGUGCCUCUGAAGAAUUGUUUGACAAAGUUGCCGCUAUUGAUCCAAUCUUUUGUGCCAAAAUCACAGUUCACCGUAUGCUGCUGGAUAAAAAACCAAGUUUCUUGAAGCAAUGUCUCACUGAUGCCAGCCUGUUGAAAUCAGCUAUAGAAAAAGCUCGCACAACAUAUUUGAAAUCGCUGGAAAUGACUUCUGUUUCUUCCCUGCUGGAAAAUAAAGAUGCAGAAGAGGAGGAGAGUGAAGGUGGUCGUGGUGACAGCUCGACGGGUGUAUUAAAUAACCAUUUAAAUGAUCUGGGAAACAUUGUGUUCUCACAGGUUGUCUUGUGGUAUCCAAAGUUGGCAGACAAAAUUACUGGUAUGUUGCUUGAAAUGAACAUUGAAGAAUUGGAAUCGGUCAUCAACAACUCUGACCUGUUAAAGAGCAGGGCAGACAAAGCUUAUUUGGUGUUGAAAAAUUCUGGUUACCUGACAGCAGACGAUCAAAUUAAAGAACAGUUCUCUAUGCCAUUUCGAUGA